Hypomesus transpacificus is the source of this 2699-nucleotide messenger RNA. It is a transcript of the gene rbm47, whose product is annotated as RNA binding motif protein 47. The transcript is spliced from 8 exons. Gene Ontology annotation, cellular component: nucleus. The coding region runs from base 476 to 2287 and encodes 603 amino acids. The record is from RefSeq and is a predicted model, not a curated record. Lineage: Eukaryota; Metazoa; Chordata; Actinopteri; Osmeriformes; Osmeridae. Gene Ontology annotation, molecular function: mRNA binding.
AGAGGGAGGGAGGGAGGGAUAAGCAGUCAUUAUUCAGACAAGGAAAUACAGGAGAAAGGACACCAAACACUUGCUUCCAUCGCCAUCGCUGGCAAGUCCGUUCUGCCCUGAGUCUGUCUGGCCAGAGCAUGAAGAGAGGAGAACACUGAGGGGAACUGACUCAGACUAAAAACACCCCAAACAAGAACAGAAACUGUGACUUGCUCACCCGUUGGUGUGUGUGUGUGGAGGGGGAGGUGUGUGAGUUUGAAGAAGACAUUCACCACGAUCCUGCCACCAUAGACAGCCCUGACAGAGGGAGAGGACAGACUGAGCGUCACCGUCAGAGAGGGAGGAGAGGAAGAGAGGAUGAGAAAGUCAUACAUGGGACCUGAGUUUUAAAUGGUGGCAGAAGGACUACGGAGACCGUGACUACGAACCCAAACCUAACUUAGCAUCUUUCAGGCCCUAGAUCUGAUUGGAUGGUUUUGUCAGAAUGACGGCCGAAGAUCCCGCCUCCUCCUCAGCCAUGAGCAGUAACUCCGCCCCCUCCAAGUCCUCUGGCCCCUCCCUUCUAUCUCUCCAGCGGCCAAUCCCGGUGCCAGAGGGCGUAGCGGGAGCCCCAAAUGAAGGCUCCCUAGUGGCACUGAUGGAGCGCACCGGCUACGGCAUGGUCCAGGAGAAUGGGCAGCGCAAGUACGGCCCCCCCCCAGGCUGGGCCGGUGCCUCGCCCCCCCGGGGCUGCGAGAUCUUCGUGGGGAAGAUCCCCCGGGACGUGUACGAGGACGAGCUGGUCCCCGUGUUCGAGUCCGUGGGCCGCAUCUACGAGAUGCGCCUGAUGAUGGACUUUGAUGGCAAGAAUCGCGGCUACGCCUUCGUCAUGUACACACAGAAACACGAGGCCAAGAGGGCUGUCCGCGAGCUCAACAACUACGAGGUUCGGCCGGGUCGGCUGCUGGGCGUGUGCUGCUCUGUCGACAACUGCCGCCUGUUCAUCGGCGGGAUCCCCAAGACCAAGAAGCGUGAGGAGAUCCUAGAGGAGGUCUCCAAGGUGACGGAAGGCGUUCUGGACGUGAUUGUGUACGCCAGCGCCGCGGACAAGAUGAAGAACCGCGGCUUUGCCUUCGUGGAGUACGAGUCUCACCGUGCAGCCGCCAUGGCGCGCAGGAAGCUAAUGCCCGGACGCAUCCAGCUGUGGGGACACCAGAUCGCUGUGGACUGGGCGGAGCCAGAGAUCGACGUGGACGAGGAUGUCAUGGAGACGGUGAAGAUCUUGUACGUUCGGAACCUGAUGAUGGAGACCAGCGAGGAGACCCUCCGACAGGUGUUCAGCCAGUGGAACCCGGGCUGUGUGGAACGCGUUAAGAAGAUCCGCGACUACGCUUUCGUCCACUUCUCUUCUCGCGACGAUGCCGUCCUGGCCAUGGAACACCUGAACAACACGGAAGUGGAGGGCUCCUGCAUCGAGGUAACGCUGGCCAAGCCCGUGGACAAGGAGCAGUACACACGCUACCAGAAGGCGUCCAAGGGGGGCGCUGCGGCAGCCGUGACAGCUGCUCCGGAAGCGCCUCAGCAGAACUAUGUGUACCAGUGCGACCCCUACACCCUGGCCUACUACGGCUACCCCUACAGCACACUCAUAGGACCCAACAGGGAAUACUUCGUCAAAGGAGGCCCAAUGAUACAGACCAAUGCAGGUACGGUACGAGGCCGUGGCCGGGCCGCAACCGCUAGCCGUACGCCCGGUCCGCGGGGGUCCUACCUGGGAGGCUACUCUGCCGGCCGUGGCAUCUACAGCCGCUACCACGAGGGCAAGACCAAGCCAUCUGACAAACCCUACGAGCUGGUACCGGGCCUGGAGCUGGCAGCCUCCGUCAACCCGGUCGGCAUUAAACCCGGCACAAUGGCCCUGCCGGCGCUGGGGGGACAGUACCCGGUGUUCCCUUCCAAGCUGCUGGAGGAGGGCAAGAUGCACGCGGUGGAGCACCUGAUGAACCCCCUAGCCCUGCAGCAUGAACAUGCCAAUGCUCCGCCCACUGUCAUGCCUGCCGUGUCCACACCCCCGCCCUUCCAGGGCCGUCCCAUCACCCCUGUCUACACCAUGACCCCCAGCAUGCAGCGUCUCCCCGGGGCGGGCCUGUAUGGCGGCUACAUCCCCGUCUCCAGCUACAACACAGCGGCUCUGGCCGCGCUGCAGAAGAACGCUGCCAUGGCGGCCUACGGGGGCUAUGCCGGCUACGCCGUCCCCCAGACCUUCCCCCCCGCCACCUUCCAGCUGCCGCUGCACGACGUCUACCAGACGUACUAGACCGCCACGCAGCUGAGAGGUUUCCACCUACAGCUACCUUCUAACCCUAACUGUCCUUCUAACUGACCUUCUAACUGUCCAACGUAAAGAACAAAACAUCAAUGUUUCGAUAGUGUCGCCACAUCCUAAACGUCUCACUGGGGGGGGGGCGCUACACCCACGCUAAACCGGUUUUAUGUUUAUUCACUCGACUUUGACCCCUGACCUACUGUCCCCUAGCAUCCAUGACCUUGUCUAACUUUCUGACAGACAUGUGACAGCAUGACUGACCCCUGACCUCCACAUAGCUGUGAUGGUCGUGAUUGUGAACCACGUCUCAGAGCAGGGCUGACCCUCACUAACCCUAACCCUGACCCUCACUAACCCUAACCCUCACAAACCCUAACCCUUACUAACCCUGACCCUCACUAAC